Molecule: messenger RNA, 1071 nt
Organism: Micromonas pusilla CCMP1545
Lineage: Eukaryota; Viridiplantae; Chlorophyta; Mamiellophyceae; Mamiellales; Mamiellaceae
Exons: 1
Coding region: 1-1071 (356 amino acids)
Biological process (GO): Golgi to plasma membrane transport; exocytosis
Cellular component (GO): plasma membrane; exocyst
Molecular function (GO): phosphatidylinositol-4,5-bisphosphate binding
Source: RefSeq, a predicted model, not a curated record
AUGGCAACGUACGUGUUCGAUGAGGAUUUUGGGGGAGACGGCGUGAGUUCUAAGAGGAAAAAUGAAGUUGCUGCGCGGUUUCGUAGCGUUCAUAUCCCUGAGAUGCAGCAGCUUCUUGAAGGUGUUGAGCUCGAUUUAAAUAGGAUUGCGGACUGGGUCGUAACUUCGAACCCCAUGCGAUGUAUUUCGAUGCUCGGUGAAAUUGGCUGGACGCUCGAACGUGUUGGCGAGAGACAAGAUGAUCCCCUGCGUGACGCUUUGAUCUCGUGCCAGGAUAAAAUUCAGCGCCACUUGUUCGAAUACCUGGAAAGAAACUUUUCAAAGGAGGAAAUUAAGUCUCAGGACGGCAGUGGGCGCACGAUGGCGGAAGCUUUUGUUCUCGCGAAAUCCGAUGUCGCCGUGUUAAAUGAAGUCAGCGCUCUUCCUUCGCUUAUCGACCGUUUCGAAGGUUUUAUGAGCGAGUUGACGGUCGACGAGAAAACGACGGCGAAACAAAUAGCGAUCGAUAACGCGUGCGCAAAGUUAUUAGACGUCGUUUUCCGCGCGAUUAAUCGCGCCGCGGAUUUGGAUUCGAAGAAGAGCAUUCGACUCCGGCUUGUUAACUUCUGCACGCUCGAGGAAAUUUUACAAGAGCGCUCCGCUCGUGUUUCUAAACUUGAUGAGUUCCUGAAAGCCGCGCUGGAAGCUCGUUCCAAGGCGUGCCACGAGUACGCAUCCGUACUCGCCGAGAAGGAGUUCGGGGCGGUUUUAGAAAUCGCGUAUCAUAUGCACGUGACGCUCGGUUCCGGUGGAGAAGUUUUGGAGCUUCCGUUCCAGCCUGGGUGCAGCCGGGAAGCGGUUUUGAGGACGGUGAGCUCGCAGUCGGGACACGAAAAAUCGCUGAAAGUGCUUCACAAGCGCGCGACGAAACACCUCGCCGCUCUUCAACCAGAACUCUUCAACUCGGUGUGGACCUUUGUGCUCGAUUUCGUCACUGGAUGGCUCGUGUUCCUCGAUUCGAUCCUAAGGACUCCGGCGUACAGCUAUUCGAUGUCGCCUUCGCCGAAGAAACUGCGUCUGUUGAAGUUUUAG